CACAAGACCAACCACUGAUGGCUCCCAUAGCUGCCUCCCAUACAGAAGACCAAGAUCAAGCUGCGCUCCUCCAACAAAAGUUACAGCCCGAAGCGGUAGUCUCACAACGUAGCGAUUACGCCCCUAGAUCAGGUCUACGAUCCCAACUAUUUUCAACCCUUGGAUACGAUCAAGACCCUCAUGAUGAUGAGUACACUCUAGAUGACGACACGCUAUGGGCUAUCGAAGAGCAAAGCCCACGCGCUCCAGCCAUUCAAGGUACUAGCAAGAUGUCAACGAGUGAAGGCUCAAAUCAAGCCAUACAGUUGCCGAGCCAGGAUACCUUGACAAACGCUGCUCUCGUUGCUAUUCGCCAUUUCAAGGACGCUUUUCUUCAAUUUACGGAACCUCUUCUACAAGCGGAUCUGGAAGAAUUCACACACGAUGUGUGGCACGAAUUCUACAACCUUCUCCGGUCACAAGAAGCAAUAGCAAAAGACGCCUACCCUAGUACUGUCUCAUCUGGAGAGCGUAUUGACUUCAGUUUUACGCGAGAUUUCGAGACAGUCGCAAAUAGACUUCUAGCAUCGCAACAGUUUUUCACUACUGACCGUUUGAAUGGGUUCGUCCGUGGUUACGGGCGACGCUGGCAACGAGUUCAACAGGCAAAUGGCCAGGCACCAAUUGCUCCACCGCCAACGACGUUUGCUCAAUAUGUCACCGCGCAAGGAGACAGUUUCUACGAUGUUCUCCCAGGGUCGGGUGUGGACCCAGCGAAUCAAUAUGCCAUCACCCGGGGCGACUUCUACGAUUCUGCCCAAGGGUCGGGGUCGGAUCCUACGAAUCCAAAUGACGCUUCGGAUAAAGAGCCUCAGGAGACAAUCGAUCCUGCACUAAGGUAUGUCUGAUCUGGAGUCAGAUCUGGUGGUAAAAGCACCCAAUAUUGUUCACGGCGCUUUUGGUUGGAAUCAUUUCACGUGUUUUGAUUUUACGAUUGUUCCUGUAUUGGAUGAUCACGAUAUAUCCUUAUGCCAAUCUCAUAUUUCAGUGGUGGGAAGACUCCAAACCCGGUUUGAGGCGCCCCGGCGAACGUAUGUACUUUUCAUCUUGUUCAUAUUUCCGGGAAUGGACCAAAUUGCCCCACCAGUGUCACAGCGACAAAAGAGAUGUACACACUGAUACCUCGAGCUACCGAGUCCUGCAUUUCCCCACUCUGCGCCAUAUUUGUGGCUGCAAGACUUUUGCAUUCCUAGGA
Mytilinidion resinicola is the source of this 1234-nucleotide messenger RNA. RefSeq lists its product as uncharacterized. Lineage: Eukaryota; Fungi; Ascomycota; Dothideomycetes; Mytilinidiales; Mytilinidiaceae. The coding region runs from base 18 to 887 and encodes 289 amino acids. The record is from RefSeq and is a predicted model, not a curated record. The transcript has a single exon.